Rotaria sp. Silwood1 is the source of this 495-nucleotide messenger RNA. The record is from the annotation of a GenBank genome assembly. Lineage: Eukaryota; Metazoa; Rotifera; Eurotatoria; Philodinida; Philodinidae.
AUGGCAGGUCAAAACGUUUAUUUCGAUAUUUCAAUCGACAAUAAUCCAGCUGGUCGCAUUACAUUCAAACUCUAUGAUGAUGUUGUACCAAAGACAGCAGCUAACUUUCGUGCAUUAUGUACUGGCGAAAAAGGUUUUGGAUAUCAAGGAAGUACAUUUCAUCGUGUAAUUCCUCAAUUUAUGCUUCAAGGUGGUGAUUUCACCAAACAUAAUGGUACUGGUGGCAAAAGUAUCUAUGGUGAAAAAUUUGCUGAUGAAAACUUCAAAAUUAAACAUACAAAAGAAGGUCUUUUAUCAAUGGCUAAUGCUGGUCCUAACACCAAUGGUUCUCAAUUUUUUGUUACUACUGUUAAAACAUCAUGGCUCGAUGGCAAACAUGUUGUCUUUGGUGAAGUUCUUGAUGGUAUGGAUCUUGUUAAGAAAAUUGAAGGCUAUGGAUCGCAAUCAGGUACUCCAAAGGCCAAGAUUGUUAUUACAAAGUGUGGCACGUUAUAA